Bactrocera oleae (olive fruit fly) is the source of this 561-nucleotide messenger RNA. RefSeq lists its product as uncharacterized. NCBI's taxonomy places the organism in Eukaryota, Metazoa, Arthropoda, Insecta, Diptera, Tephritidae. The record is from RefSeq and is a predicted model, not a curated record.
AUGCUACAUAUAUUUAUGUUUUUGUUCACAACACUAGUCUCCAUCUACGGACAAAAUGCAGAACGCAUGGAAGCAGAAAAUCGUAUUUAUAUAGGUGAUUUCACGCAGCCACCCUAUAGUAAUAUGGGCAGCGCCGACAAUAAUAUCGCAUAUCCUUACCACAACAACUAUGUUAGUGUUCAGCCCACCAACAACAAUGGCUAUCAGUCAUUUAAUCAGUAUAGUGCGCCUACAACAAUGCUCAACUAUCAAACGCAAUCUCUUGGUAGAUACGGUGGCGAUAAUGGGUACUCCGGUUAUGCUAACUUUUCACCCUUUAAUGCACUGCAAAGUUACAAUAAUUUUGGCAUGACAAGAACAUAUGGAGGCGGCAUGUCUAACAAUGCCAACCUUGCUCCCAUUACUUACAGCACUCAUCGUCCGAUCAUUGGUGCACUGCAUACAAGUAUAGGCGCGGCUUUUGGUGGCGGCAUGAAUGUCAUGCCUGCCUAUCUGGCUAACGGUCACUACAGCGGUUAUUAUCCGUACAAUUCGCUGGGUAUUUUACCGCCAUAUAAAUGA